ACGACUUCACGGAGCUCAACAACAGAAAAUCCGCGUCUGAGGAUGAUGGGUAGAGUCAGUUUGCGUGGUAAAUUUGCUUCAAGGCGCUUCGUUGGUGGAUCGGUACAUGUUGCCUCCGCCGGGAUUUGGAGCGUCACAUCAAGCAGUAACAUCUUUAAUUCUGGUCGUAUUGUCAGCGCGGAGGCAAUCAUUAGAAGCGCGACUGGAGCAUUCGAUCGGCAAUCAAGCAAUCCGCCAAAGGAAAGAAGUAGACAAAGAUUUGAUGUUCCGCUGUCACAAGAUCAAAACGACGAGCAGGUGCUGCUGACUUCCGGCUUGGCGUACGGGAGUAACAACUUCGACACAGAGAUGCAAAUCCAUCGUCGACACGGCAGAAAAAAAUCGUCUAAAGCCUAGCGCCAAAUCGAGUCAAUUGCCCCUACUGGCAUGUUC
Toxorhynchites rutilus septentrionalis is the source of this 432-nucleotide messenger RNA. RefSeq lists its product as uncharacterized. The record is from RefSeq and is a predicted model, not a curated record. Bases 43 to 396 code for a protein of 117 amino acids. The transcript is spliced from 2 exons. NCBI's taxonomy places the organism in Eukaryota, Metazoa, Arthropoda, Insecta, Diptera, Culicidae.